AGUGCUCAGACGGGGAAGCCUGCGCUAGCCCGCGGCGCUCGCCAUGAGCCUUUUGGAGGAUGUGGAUGUGUCCGACAACUUCAUGGUGAUCACAGUCAUCGUAGAAACAGGUUGCGUACUGCGUCUCCUUUGGAUGUUCGCACGAGUUGACAGGCUGCUGAGGCUUUGCCAGAAUCUCCGGCAACAGCUGCCCCAGUUGACACGUAUAUUUAGACUUUGUAAGUUCAAGGCCUGCGUUCAGAAAGACUUGACCGACGAGGAGAAGAUGGUUUCGGAGGAAGUGGCACAUACCCAGCUGAGAAUCGCCAGAUAUUUUGUUCGCGGUUAUGCGAUCAUGUUCUGGUUGAUAACCAUCACCAUUCAGUGGAAGAUCGUCUUUGACCAGCCAAGGUGGCUUCCAGCUAUGAUCCCCUGGGCAACAAUGAUUUCUGCAGCGGCUCUGACAAUGGGCGCUCUUUUCGAUAGCUUGCUCACCACCAGGACAUUGAACAUAUGGUAUUGCCUGUGCAUGCUGCAGACUGCGGCCGUGACAUCACCUUUGGCAGUGCCUUCAUAUCUUUUGCCAAUAUUUUGGCUGAUGUCAUUUGCAUUUGUCCGUUUGCCGGCCUCAAUGUUCAUUGCAUCCUCGACACCGUUGGCGGUGGUUCUGAAUUUGUGCCUCUCCCCCUUGGUGUGGUCUCGCAUUUGUCUGCAGCGGGUGGAGCUGGGAGACGUCGACAUAUCCAUCUUGGUGUUUUCUUUUGAGCUCAUCGGUUGCGCCUUAGCUGUCGCUGCAUCGCCUUGCGCAAAGUCACUUUUGAGGACGAGGGUGGAGCAGGGCGUAAGAUGUGGCAAGAUGGAAACGGAUUUGCGCGCAGCAUCUGCGCUGUUGAGUUUAACUUGCGACGCGGUCCUAGAGCUUGACUCGGAGAUGCGCCUUGCUUCACACUCUCCAGAACUGGCAGCAUGUCUGCUACGGAAUGGCCAGGGUACUUCGCUGAAAGGCACGCGUUUUACAGACUUCAUGCCACCGAGCGAUGCCGAACAAGCCGCCAUGAUGAUGCAGCGAGCUUCCUGCUCUGAGCCGUUUCGAGUACACGUAUUUCAUACACGAAUGGUGGACAGCUGCUCCAGCAAAUUCCGGACCGAAGUUUUCCAGGUGAGUUACACAAAGUGGGAUGGACAUCUUUCCCACUUGAUUGGACUGCGGGACUUUACCGAUCAGGAUGCUUUGGCAAGCCCUUCACUUGACAGCCAGCCUUACAAUGAUGGAUCCGCCGAGGAUUCCUUCAUCUUGCCGGUUCAGCCAAGCCACAGACCCUCUCGAACCAGUCAAAGUCAUUCAUUUGGCGCGCUUCUGCCGGAGGUCGAAGACCAGUUAUCCUGGCUGGAGAUCGACAUGUCAGAGAUGGUGGUCACUGCUGCCUCCGUUGAGGUUGGCUUCUUGGCUGGUCGGGGCCUUUCAGAGAUCGUCCCGGCCAACAGCAUGCAGGGCCUGGAGGAGAUGAUGCAGAAAGCGAAGGAGAGCCACAUGCAGGGGCAGAUUUGCAAGAUGGCGUUCAGCUUCGGGAAUGUGGAGGUGAGCUGGACUUCGGGCGCCAUCAGCGGCCGGGGGGAGGUGAUGCAGACCAGCGAUGGCUUGCACUUUUUGAUACAAUUUCGGCUAUUGCGCCGCUCUCGACGACGCAGACGCCGGCGCCCGCACCGCUUGGCUUUGUGAAGCGUCCAGAACCAAUCUUGCGCUGCAUAGGCUUCAUGGGACGAACUAUGUAGCCUGCAGGCCCAGGGUGCCACUCCAAAUAGGCACUCGGGCAAAUCGGUUUUAACACGACGUUUUUCCUGAAAUAUCGCCUCAAUUGCGCGAGUCAGCUUCUGAAAAGCGGCUUUGCCGCACGGAAGCUGCAAAUCCGGCCCUGGGCCACCCAUCAGCGGCGCGCGCUCGCCUUUGAAAGGAGAGUUUCGCCAAUAAAGGCCCCAGAGCCGGCUGACUACGUCGUGCAAUAUUUUCUGCCAAAAGCCAGAGAUCUCUCAGAUGAUGUCGUUUGCCAC
Messenger RNA from Effrenium voratum, 2028 nucleotides. The record is from the annotation of a GenBank genome assembly. NCBI's taxonomy places the organism in Eukaryota, Dinophyceae, Suessiales, Symbiodiniaceae.